AUGGAUUUCCGAGAAGUGAUUGCUGCUGAUAUAAAUACUUUGCAAUCAAGGUUGACCGACCUCUUCAACAUUUCUAGAAAUGGAGUGCCUUUAGCAUUUCUGCAAGAGUUGUGCGAUGUUCUUAAUUCAUUCCAACAUGAAUACCGGUCAGCAUUAAAACAAUUCAAAUUGAGAACAAUAAACUUAUUGGUCGUCAGAAAUGUGUACAAAAGUUCAUGCGAUACGAAAAUUGGUUUAUGGAUUGAAGAACUAAAUGAUUUUAUCUAUAAAUUUGAAAAUUCUAAGCGGACCGGAGCCAACUCACACGAUGCUGAAUAUCGUUUUCAGUAUUCAACUUCAAUAGAAGCCUCAGAUUUACAUCGUGAUUGUUAUCAAUCCUCCUACUGUUCAAUGCCAAUUAAUGAAAAGUGUGUGUCAAUACAGAAUUUACAAUAUGUUUAUUACAUUGAUAAGAUAAAUCAAAAUAUACAAAGAACAUGGAGUUCACUAUAUGAUUGUUAUUGGUUGGUAUUAACAUCCACAUUAUCCGAAUUGAAUGCUUAUUUACCAAGUAUCAACAGUGAAUGGAUCGAAAAGGAUGCUGUGAGAAGACUUCAAGAGCAUGAUCGUCGUCUACAGCGUGAAAUGUCACGAAUGGUAUCAGCUCAUGAACGUCAACAAGCUGUAUUGAAGCGUCGUAUUGAAGUCGCAGCAGCUGCUGAACGUCGACUCAAGGAAUUGUUGUUACGCCGGAAAGACAAUGAAUUACUAAAUUCUCGACAGCCUGGUACACCAAUACCUCGACAAAGCCAUAAUCAUAAUAUUAAUGAUUCAUUCAUUUUAUCAUCAAGUAAUACUAAUGAUGAUAAAAAUACUAAUGGACACUUAACAAAUAAUAACCAUAAUAUAUCACCUGAUUUUAUUAAUAAACGUUCACAUAUCAAUUGUAAUGCUACUGAUUCAGAUGAACCUGAAAGUAAAGUUAUAAAAUCUGAAAGUGAAUGGAAUCCUCGUUUCAAAGGAGACAAAGAAAACACUAAUGUGAGAAGACUUCAAGAGCAUGAUCGUCGUCUACAGCGUGAAAUGUUACGAAUGCGUCGUAUUGAAGUCGCAGCAGCUGCUGAACGUCGACUCAAGGAAUUGUUGUUACGCCAGAAUGACGUGAAACAGGAACGUGAUAAACGUCCAUCAGAAGUUAAUAAUCCUAAAAGUUUUGAGCUCACACCUCAAACCUGUACCCAACUGGUUACAACUUGUCAUUACAACACAAAGAUACUAACUCACCUUUUAGGAUUAUUAACUUCUGAUGGACGUUUAUCACGUUCCUGUUUCACGUCAUUCUGGCGUAACAACAAUUCCUUGAGUCGACGUUCAGCAGCUGCUGCGACUUCAAUACGACGCUUCAAUACAGCUUAUUGAGGUUCAUGAGCUGAUACCAUUCGUAACAUUUCACGCUGUAGACGACGAUCAUGCUCUUGAAGUCUUCUCACCUAAACAACAACAAUGAAUAAUAAUAAUAAUGUCAUAUUUGGGCUAGAUCUCCUCUGUUGGUUAAUUUAU
Molecule: messenger RNA, 1539 nt
Organism: Trichobilharzia szidati
Lineage: Eukaryota; Metazoa; Platyhelminthes; Trematoda; Strigeidida; Schistosomatidae
Source: the annotation of a GenBank genome assembly